Molecule: messenger RNA, 2641 nt
Organism: Magallana angulata
Lineage: Eukaryota; Metazoa; Mollusca; Bivalvia; Ostreida; Ostreidae
Product: SH2 domain-containing protein 4B-like
Exons: 12
Coding region: 170-1573 (467 amino acids)
Cellular component (GO): cytoplasm
Source: RefSeq, a predicted model, not a curated record
AAAGUGGAAGUAGAAAGCGAAGGUGCUGUACUUCACAAAACAGCAUGAUGCUAUGGACUUAUAUUUAGUGUAGAAGAUAUUAACUAUGGAAGAAUGAUGCAUUAGUUUCCGCCAUAUCAUUUCAGCACGGCAUUGAUUGCGUUGGUCGAAUCGUCAGCAAGAGUCCACCAUGUUACAGCAGAUUCUCCAGACGAUGACCGUCGACCCUGACCUCCUGUCAGAGCUGUCGGACGAACAGAAGGCCAUACUGUUUGUCAAGAUACGGGAGGAACAAGUCCGGAGGUACAAUGAGUUUGAGAAGAAGAAUCAAGAUGACCGGAUUCCAAGGAAACCCAAGAAAGGUAGAAAGAACGUGGACUUCCUGUUGGGCAAGAAUGGCAAGGAGUGGGUCUGGGUGAUGGGUGAACACAAAAAGGACAGGUCUAUAGAGGAGAUGAUCGAGUUAGAGAUCCAGGAGAGGGCACUCAAGGAGGCCGAGCGCGAGAUCGAGGAGAUCAGGAGGCAAGAAGAAGCAGAGCUGGCCAGGAAGUUAGAGGAGGAGAAAGAACGCAUGGAGGGGGAGCAGCAUCAGAAAGAGGAGGAGCUCAGGAAACAAAGGGAGGAGGCUGAACUGUAUGCAUCGCUAAAGCAAGCCAGGGAGAUGGCGCGGAAGCUUGAGGAAGAAAAACAGAAGGCUGAGGAAGAGGAGAAAAUCCGUGUGGAGCAGCUAAGGCAGAAAGCGUGCCGGAGUUGUCAAGAUUUAGAUGCUGUGGAGCACAGGUUUGCCGAGGAUCAGAGACGGUCUUUGGAGAGACUCGUCAAGGACAAGAAUCGUCGCAGUUCCGAAAUCUUCACCGAGUAUAUGUGUAAAAGAGAGGAGAUGGAGAAGAUAGCGGAGCAGAACCUACAGGAAGUGGAAUUAAGCUGGCAGGAGCAAGAGAAGAAAGCGAAGAAGGCGGAGGAGGAGGUGAAGGAGUUGGCGAGGAGGGCCAGGAUAGAGUACAAGAACUCGCUGCGACAAGGCAUGAACGUCCUGAACGCUGUGUCAGCCUUCUCAGGGAACGGGACCAAUCAGAAGCCACCGGUACCCCCAAAAAGUGACGAGUUAAGAAAGAGUGCAGCCAAAGUGAUCAAGAAGAGGCCACCCCGACCCCCCAACAAACAGGCAGUGGUCGACUGGUUCCUGGAGGAAGAGAGACCCAAGGGGGUGGGGACUGACCCUAGCACCGGAAAAGUGGCCCAGUGGUUCCACGGUGUUAUCUCUCGGCUAGAGGCGGAGAAUUAUUUACUCAAAAUGACGUUAGGUAGUUACCUGAUGCGGGUGAGUGAGCGAGUGUGGGGCUACACGAUUUCCUAUCGCGCUGAGGACCGCUGCAAACACUUCCUGGUCGAUACCUCGGAACAAGGCUACCAGUUUUUUGGAGCUAAUCAGCUUGUACAUAGAAGUCUAGCCGACCUUAUCAAUUUUCAUAAGAGUAAUCCAAUCACAGUGACAGGGGGUGAGUUACUGCGUUCUGCGGUCGGCCAACUGAAGGACCCCCCGGACUACCAUGAACUGAUGAGGCCCCGCAUAACGGAGAGCACAGCUUUAUAAAAAAAACUACAGAAACUAGGCCACCGAAUCUACUGACCAAUCAGGAAAGACCUUACAUCGCAGGCUGAUAGAGAGGGACUAGGAUAGGUUCGACAGUGAUGUGCUGUAAGGAAAAUCAGCAGGACUUGUCACCUUGUCUGAUGCCUUGGUAUCUGCAGUAAUGGACGGUCACUCAAUCCAUGCAGAGCAGGGCUUUGCUCCAGUUGUAAUCCUGAAAGAUAUUAACUUCUUUUUCAAGUUUCCACCUACAUAUUUAUCCAUUUUUAUUCCCUUGAUUAGAUUUGUUUGCGAUACUUGCUCACAUUUUCAUACUUUUCAAUUUUGACCCCCCCCCCAAUUUUUUUUAUUCCAUUUGAUAUUUCCCUUAAUUUUUUUAUUUGUAUGCAUGUGGAGUUCAUGGUUGUAAAUGAACAACAGAGCUGUGUUCAAAUAUAUUUAUUGUUCUUAGAUGACAUAGUAUCAUUUUGAUUACAUGUGACAUAUGUUAAUUUUAGAAAAUGCUUUCUGAUAACUUAAAAGAUGAAUGUUGCUUGUCAAAGCAGGAAAUCAUUGAUUUGAUCAAUUGUUGAGUGAAUAGUAAAGAUCUGUGUCAAAUUCUUGCUCACGAGCCCACCCAGUGGUUCCUGUAACUUGUUCAAUACUAUAAAUUCCUAAUUAAACGUAAGGAAUUUAUAUCAAGAAGCACCCCUCGCAGAUUUUAAAACCUUGCCAUUAUUUUCUGAGGGUUGGGAACUAAAGAAAAUAUGGAUAAAUGUUCCGCGUUCGUGAUUUGAUACAAAACAGCUGGAUCACGGAUUUAAGUACCCGCGUAUAAUAAGGAAUUUACAGUAUCAAUAGCGGUCUAGGGUAGAUUUUGUGUAAUCCUUCGUUAUUUGUUGAGCAGCGAGACCUACUGUUUUAUAUUAUACAAUCCAGUUAACUGUCGUAUCUUGUGAUAUGAGUUUGUGAUUAAUGUACCAAAAUCACAAACUUCCGUGAUAUUGUACAAACCAGAUUAUUGUUUUGAUAAUCAAAAUUGGAAUGAUCUUCCAUUCUAUGCACAAACCUACCGUAAAUGUUUAACAUGCU